Molecule: messenger RNA, 2209 nt
Organism: Drosophila grimshawi
Lineage: Eukaryota; Metazoa; Arthropoda; Insecta; Diptera; Drosophilidae
Product: glucose dehydrogenase [FAD, quinone]
Exons: 3
Coding region: 1-2088 (695 amino acids)
Molecular function (GO): flavin adenine dinucleotide binding; oxidoreductase activity, acting on CH-OH group of donors
Source: RefSeq, a predicted model, not a curated record
AUGGUUGUUGUGCCUGCUUUGGGCGCCGCCGCCGUUUCGGUGGGUGGGCUGCUGUUCAAGGCCAGCGCCGCCUCCAAGGCAGCUGCCGCAGCGGGCAUUGCUGCUGUGGGCGCCUCCAAAUUGGGUCUGGGCAUCGCGGCUGCCAUCAAGCUGACAACCGCCGUUAUCGGCGUUGGCAAGCUGACAAUUCUACCAUUUCUAAUCGCUGCAAUUGCGUACUACAAUUACGAUCUAUUCGAUCCGGAGAAUCGACCGUUCAAUGUGAAGCAGGUGGAUUUGGCCUACGAUUUUAUCAUCAUUGGCGGUGGCUCGGCGGGAACGGUGCUGGCCUCGCGGCUAUCGGAGGUGCCGCACUGGAAGAUACUGCUGCUGGAGGCCGGCGGACAUGAGACAGAAAUAUCGGAUGUGCCGCUGCUCUCGCUCUAUUUGCACAAAUCCAAAAUGGACUGGAAGUAUCGCACACAGCCUCAGUCGACUGCCUGCCAGGCGAUGAAGGAUAAACGCUGCUGCUGGACACGUGGCAAGGUCAUCGGCGGCAGCUCCGUGCUCAACACGAUGCUUUACAUACGCGGCAAUCGGCGUGACUUUGAUCAGUGGGCAGAUUUCGGCAAUCCCGGCUGGUCCUACGAGGAGAUAUUGCCCUAUUUCCGCAAGUCGGAGGAUCAGCGCAAUCCCUACCUAGCUCGCAACAAACGAUACCACGGCACAGGUGGCCUCUGGACAGUGCAGGAUUCGCCGUACAACACUCCCAUUGGACCGGCCUUUCUGCAGGCCGGCGAGGAAAUGGGCUACGAUAUUGUGGACGUGAAUGGGGCACAGCAAACAGGCUUCGGUUUCUACCAGUUCAACAUGCGACGUGGGUCGCGCAGCUCCACGGCUAAAUCAUUUUUACGGCCGGCGAGACUGCGUUCCAAUCUGCAUAUUGCGCUCUUCUCGCACGUGACGAAAGUGCUGACAGAUCCGAAGACGAAACGCGCCACUGGGGUGCAGUUCAUCCGGGACGGUCGGCUCCAGAAUGUCUAUGCGACGCGGGAGGUGAUAUUGGCUGCCGGUGCCAUUGGCACACCGCAUCUGAUGAUGCUAUCAGGGAUUGGGCAUGGCGAGGAGCUCGGUAGGGUGGGCAUACCGCUGGUGCAGCAUCUGCCGGGCGUCGGCCAAAAUCUGCAGGAUCACAUAGCCGUGGGUGGGAUUGCCUUUCUCAUUGACUAUCCCAUUUCGAUUGUGAUGAAGCGCAUGGUGAAUGUGAAUACGGCACUGCGCUAUGCAAUUACCGAGGAUGGGCCACUGACGUCCAGCAUUGGACUGGAGGCGGUGGCAUUUAUCAAUACCAAAUAUGCGAAUGCCAGUGACGAUUGGCCUGACAUGAACUUCAUGAUGACCUCCGCCUCGGUGAUGUCCGAUGGCGGGUCACAGGUGAAGACUGCCCACGGUCUGACCGAUGAGUUCUACAAGGAGGUCUUUAGCGAGGUCAGCAAUCGCGAUGUCUUUGGCGUCUUCCCGAUGAUGCUCCGACCCAAGAGUCGCGGCUAUAUUAAGCUGGCAUCGAAAAACCCGUUACGCUACCCGUUGCUCUACCACAACUACCUCACGCAUCCGGACGAUGUGAAUGUGUUGCGCGAGGGCGUCAAGGCGGCAGUUGCCGUUGGUGAGACGCAGGCAAUGAAGCGUUUUGGUGCACGCUUCUGGAGCAAACCGCUGCCCAAUUGCAAACAUCUGAAACUGUUUACGGACGACUAUUGGAACUGUUUCAUUAGGCAGUACACGAUGACCAUUUACCAUAUGAGCGGAACGGCCAAAAUGGGUCCGCCCAGCGAUCCCUGGGCCGUGGUCGAUCCACAGCUGAGGGUGUAUGGUGUGCCCGGGUUGCGUGUCAUCGAUGCGAGCAUCAUGCCGGCAAUCACUAAUGGCAAUAUUCACGCGCCCGUCGUCAUGAUCGCCGAGAAGGGGGCCGAUCUCAUCAAGGAGCUGUGGCUCACGCCCGUCGCCCAGACGCAGGCGGGUCACAAGUGGCGCACAAAACGAUCGCUGAGUGCCAACAAUCAGACGCUCGCAGAGACAGUGCAUCAAUGGCCAUUACCAAGCUCGUAGCGGGUAGGGGAGAGGAAAGGGGUCAACUAUUAAACUGGCCCCUCAAUAAUAAUUGCUUAAAGUGGCAUUUCGACUUUAGAUAAAUCUUGGAGCAAGCGCUUUGAACUUUAACUAAGCUCAA